Ambispora gerdemannii is the source of this 4269-nucleotide messenger RNA. The record is from the annotation of a GenBank genome assembly. Lineage: Eukaryota; Fungi; Glomeromycota; Glomeromycetes; Archaeosporales; Ambisporaceae.
AUGCAGACUCCCGUAAUUGUAAUGAACACAAAUGUUGAACGAGAAACGGGUCGUAAGGCCCAAAUCUCGAAUGUAACAGCUGCAAAAACGGUAGCAGACAUUAUUCGAACUUGUCUUGGUCCGCGCUCAAUGCUUAAAAUGCUUCUUGACCCUAUGGGUGGAGUAGUGCUGACUAAUGACGGAAAUGCUAUCCUGAGAGAAGUCGAGGUGGCUCACCCGGCGGCAAAAAGCAUGAUCGAGCUUAGUCGGACGCAGGACGAAGAAGUUGGCGAUGGAACGACUAGUGUCAUUAUUUUGGCUGGUGAAGUUCUCGCACAAACACUUCCAUAUCUUGAAAGGAAUAUUCAUCCAAUAGUCAUAAUUUCCGCUUAUAAAAGGGCUCUUGAUGAUGCAAUCAAAAUCAUUGAUGAUAUUUCAAAGCCGGUAAAUAUUGAGAGCGAAGAGGAAAUGUUAAAUUUGGUGCAGAGUGCACUCGGAACAAAAUUUGUGAGUCGAUGGAGUGAUCUAAUGUGUAAAUUAGCAUUGGGCGCCGUGCGCACAGUUGCCAAAGAGGAAGACGGGAGACGAGAAGUUGAUAUAAAACGAUAUGCACGAGUUGAAAAGAUUCCUGGUGGUGAAAUCGAAGAUUCAAGGGUUUUGGAUGGAAUAAUGUUAAACAAGGACGUAACACAUCCGAAAAUGCGUCGUAAGAUUGAGAAUCCGCGUAUUGUGCUUUUAGACUGUCCUCUUGAAUAUAAAAAGGGCGAGUCACAAACUAAUGCAGAAAUUAUGGAUGAAAGUCAUUGGAAUCGGUUAUUGCAAAUUGAAGAGGAACAAAUCAAGGAAAUGUGCGAUAAAAUUAUAUCGGUGAAGCCUGAUUUGAUUUUCACGGAAAAGGGUGUUUCCGACCUUGCUCAGCAUUAUCUCUUGAAAGCAAAUAUCACUGCUCUUCGCAGAGUUCGCAAAACGGAUAACAAUCGUAUUGCACGUGCAAUUGGUGCUACGAUUGUUAAUCGAGUAGACGAUAUAAGAGAAUCGGAUGUGGGCACAAGAUGCGGCUUAUUUAACAUAGAAAAGAUUGGCGAUGAAUACUUCACCUUCCUCACAAAAUGCCAAAAUCCCAAAGCAUGCACAAUUCUUCUUCGAGGUCCAUCUAAAGAUAUUCUAAACGAGGUAGAACGCAAUCUUCAAGACGCAAUGAACGUCGCCAGGAAUGUAUUCUUUAAUCCAUCCUUGGCGCCAGGAGGUGGUGCUACCGAGAUGGCAGUUAGUGUUAAAUUAUCGGAAAAAGCAAAAACUUUGGAAGGAGUAGAGCAGUGGCCAUAUCGGGCUGUUGCCGAGUCUCUGGAAGUUAUACCGAGAACUUUGAUACAGAAUUGUGGUGGUAAUGCGAUUAAAGUGUUGACACAAUUGAGGGCAAAACACGCAACAGGAAAUCACUCAUGGGGUAUUGAUGGCCUCAGUGGCACAGUGGUUGAUAUGCACGAAUAUGGUAUUUGGGAACCAAAUGCGGUAAAAGUACAAACAAUAAAAACCGCAAUUGAGAGUGCUUCGUUACUUUUACGAGUGGACGACAUUGUAAGCGCGACAAGUAAAAAACGUGCUGGUGGUGCUGGUGGUGCUCCUGCACAAGCAGGUCCAGCAGAAUUAGAGGGUGAAGAUUCUUCCUCAAAAACCAAAUCAAAAACGAAAAGAAAUCCAUCAAGCAAAAGUUCUCGCAUAGCUUCAACACGGAGAAAAAAACUAACGAGAGUGAAAGAAGUAGUUCCGAGUCCAGAUAACCUGGAGGAGACUAAAGAUCAAACAUUAUCACCACAAACAAAUGCCGUGCCUUUAGAUCCUUCUCCACAAAUAAACCCUCAACCUUCUUCUCCUUCCACUCCAGCUUCCACACCUGCAAAACGAAAACCAGGCCGUCCUCGCUCUCAUGCUAACGGAGGUUCUAGUAGACAGCGAAGACAAGUAGGACUUGAGGAAGAACAGAAAACAGAUUCACCAGAAAAGUCAAACCAUGUCGAGGCAGAAAGUGAGAUUGAUGAAGAAGGCGAACUAAAAGUUACUAAGGAUGGUGAACUAUUAGGUGGCAGAAAAUAUAAGUUGCCAGUUUUUCAGCUUUCAACUCGCGGAAAUAUAUGGUUUAUGCUAUCUAUGGAUCCAGCAAAGUUAUUAGGCUUCCGUGAUAGUUAUCUCUUCUUUUUAAGAAAUCCUUCGUUAAAAAGAAUUUAUGCAACCGAUGCAGAACGUGAUGAGUUAAUUCAACGUGGGAUUUUGAUAACAAAUUUCCGUAAUCGACAAAUUGCACUGGUAUCUGCGCGUUCUACAUUCAAACUAUUUGGACAUCAAGUAAUUGAAGAUGGAAAAAGAGGCGUGGAUGAUUAUUCGGAAUCAACUCACAUAGUUGCAUUUGAAAAUCCAAUAAAAGAGAAUAGUGAGGAGUCGCCGUCAAACACUUUUCCUGAUAUAUUAUCGAAACGAGCCACCACAAGUGUGCCAGUGGUAAAAGUAAACGAGACUAAUUGGCUGCACGAAAGCGCAUUAUCAGUAAGGGAGUUCAAUGCACGAUUAAAAAUUCAUAGAAAAGAUAAAAUCCCUUUUUAUGAUAUUCAUACAAACACUGAACAAGUGCCUAAAGCUACUCAGCCUACUCGCAUUAGAAUUGAGAAAAUUGAGGUUCCUCCUCCUCGCUCAUCACUGUCAUUGUUAUCAUCAGAUCAAAGAGAAUCUGCGGUGGAAAAUGAAGUUCAAUUUGAAUACGAUAACUUGAAUAACAAUUUGAAAUCAAUUGAUAAAGAAGUUUUGGAUGUUGUUCCUCCAGAUAUUCGAAACAUUGUAAAUUUAUACCUAAAUCAAGAACCUUCAGAAGAGGAUGAAAAGUAUCCAUUGGCUUUAAUGGAUGCUCAAUAUCAACAUCGAACCCGUUUCAAUAAAAUUCUUCCUAAAAUUCCGCCAUUUUCACAAUCAAAUAAUUAUUCUAUGCCUGAUCCAUUACCAAUUAAUACAAAUUAUAACCAACAGCAUCAACGAUAUUACCAACAACCACAAUAUUAUCCUCAACAAUAUCAACAAAAUCCAUAUUAUCAAAAUUAUCAACAUCAACCACCACCUCCUCCUCUUCCACCUCAGUCCCAACAUUACAACUACUCAAUGCCACCAACUCGAGUCGGGCGGCAUGCUGAAUCGAGUCAAUAUACUCAUUAUAAAAGUACACCUCAAUUUCUAUGCGGUGUCCUUACAGCUAGUACAGGACAACCUUGCAGGCGUAGUGUUUCUUUUGAAGGUGAAAGAUGCCAAUUUCACAAGCAUCUGGUUGACACACCAAAUCGACAAAACAAUCACUAUAACAAUGUUACCCCAAGACCAAAUUCUUUCGUACCAGUGUCACAAGCGCCAACACCGCCUCCAUCUGUGCCUAGCACUUGUGUAUUUUGCCAAAAUACUACAUGUCCAGAAGAAAAAUCUUCUGGAGCAUCUUGUUCUUCAGAUCACAUGAUAAAAUGUUCCAAAUGUUUGCGUAGUUAUCAUCCAUUAUGCUUGGGACUGAAAACACCAAAGCUCAUUGUCGCUCUGGAAAGUUAUCCUUGGCAAUGUAAUGAUUGUAAAUUAUGUGUAGUAUGCCGAACUUCAGGUGAUGAAGCAUCAUUGCUAAUAUGUGAUGAUUGUGAUCGUGGCUGGCAUACUGGAUGUUGUAUACCGAUAGUGACGCACGUACCACAAGGGAAUUGGUUGUGCUCAAUAUGUGCACAAUGUCAUUCUUGUGAGAAAAAGGUGUCGUCUCUCAGUAAUGAUGAUGAUCCCAACAAAUUUAUUUCAGCGACAAUAUCUCCACAAUCUGAUCAGAUCAAGCAUUCUAUUUAUUUGGCUUCCUAUUGCACCAAAUGUUAUGAUAAUUUCAUUGCCGACCGAUUUUGUCCUCUUUGUUUAAAGACUUAUUCAGGCGAAGGAGACGAAAAUGAAGGUGAUGAUGACAAUGACAUGGUGUGUUGUGACCGAUGCGACCGGUGGAUACAUUGUGGCUGUGAUGAAAUACUUACUCCAAAAAAAUACCAAGAACUGGUCGAAGACGCAGACGCGAAUUAUCAAUGCCCUCUUUGUGAUAAUCGUAUUGUACCUUUUAAAAAUAUUAGCGAGGCACAAUUAGCUGCUUUAUCUGGCAAAGCAUCACCAGUAGCCACUCCGGUCGCGAAAAUUGCCGGAACCAAGGAAAUUCGUGGCAUUGUCGAAUAUAAGGAAAAAAAUAUUGGAGUUCCGCCAAUCAGCGGAUGGGGAACUGAAGAUGGAAGAGCAGGAUAG